CACACCACCCAUUGACCCUCACCACAGGACUUCGCUCGGCACGCAUACGCAGAGGACGUUCUUUGACAAUGGCACCCUCUAGAGCAGAUCGUCUUGCACAGCUGCGUGCCCUGCGAGCGGCGGGCAAGACCGCGUUCGACGACUAUGAAGUGCAGGAAGCCGAGUCCAUAUACGAAACCGUCGACGACGAGGGAUACAAAAAGGUCGUGCGAAGUCGAUUGGAUCAAGACGAUUUCGUGGUAGACGACAAUGGCGAAGGUUAUGCGGACGAUGGACGCGAAGACUGGCAAGAUGAAAGACAGCCUAUGUACGACAGCGAGAGUGAGGAAGAUCUGCCUAAAAACAGCAAAGCCGCCAAGCGGAAGCGAGAGGAGGAUGUAGAGCGACAAGAGAAGCUCAGCAAAGGCAUCAGCAAAUACUUCAACCAAAAACCGACUGCUGCAGCACCAAAGCCGAAACCCGUUCGAACGGCCGAGGAUGACGACUUUAUGGCUGGUCUACUGGGUGAAGUUGACACAAAUGUCCAGCGGCCAGCUCCAUCUUAUGGAAAGGCCAUCAAGAGCAAUGAUCGCCGGAAAACUCGAGUCCUGUCACCUCCCCUGGAAGACAGACAGACAGCGCGUCCCAAACGACCAGCGGCAGAUCAACAUCUGCAGUCGUCCCCUCCCACAGCUCAUGUUGCCGACGACGAUUUUCCGAUGCAGAACGACGACGAUGUGCCCAUGAUGAGCGACCCACUGCCUUCAUCGCCCGUUGCAAAGGUAGUGGAGCGAAAAACUGCGAUCAAAGUGGAAGAGCCUGAGGAAGAGGAUUUGAUGGAGAUCGCAGAAGUCAAAGGCGGUUCCAACCUGAAGAGUGCAAAUGUAAACAUCCGUGGCAGUCGCCCCGCGCCGAAGCUUGCAAAGGCAUCAUAUCCUACGCCCGCUAGCUCAUCACCCACCAGGCCUGCGGCUGAUGAGGUCGACAUGACAGCAAUCAACAAUGUGGCGGCCAAGCUAAACAUCAUGAGCAGUCCUGCGCACGAACCUGUCAUGGCUGGCAAGCUCGAUUCCAAGGAUGCUCUAGAAGCAGAUGGCUCACUGAACUUUUUCUGGCUCGAUUACACUGAGGUCAAUGGUAGCCUAUGUCUGUUUGGCAAAGUGAAAAAUCGUCAAACGGGCAACUACGUCUCCUGCUUUGUCAAAGUUGACAAUAUUCUUCGGAAGCUAUACUUCCUGCCACGCGAGCACCGCCACAAACAUGGCCGUGACACCGAUGAGGAAGUUGACUUCAAGGAUGUCUAUGAAGAGGUUGACGGCAUCAUGUCGAGACACAAGGUGACAAUGCACAAGAUCAAGCAAUGCACACGCAAGUAUGCAUUUGAACUGCCAGGAAUACCAAAAGAAGCAGACUAUUUGAAACUCCUCUAUCCCUACGACAAGCCAGCAUUGCCAAUGGACUUCAAGGGCGAGACAUUUUCACACAUUUUCGGCACCAACACAGCACUGUUUGAGCAGUUCGUGAUGUGGAAGAAUAUCAUGGGACCCUGCUGGCUCAAGAUCGAAGGUGCCGACUUCAAUGCCGUCAACAAUGCCUCUUGGUGUAAACUCGAGCUCCAAGUCACGAAACCCAACGGUAUCACAACCUUGGGCGAGUCAGACAAUCUCGAGGCUCCUCCACUGACCAUGAUGUCCAUGGCGCUGCGAACUGUAUUCAACCAGAAGGAAAACAAGAACGAAAUCUUAGUUGCGAGUGUUCGAAUCUUUGAGAACAUUUCUCUGACGGACACGAAGCCAGCGGAACAGAUGCCACAGCGCGUCAUAACAGUAAUGCGUCCGCAUGGAGACGCUUAUCCAAUGGGCUUCAAGCCUCUUGCCGAGAAGGAGAAGCACAAAAUCCUUAUGGAAAGGAACGAGAUUGGUCUUCUGAGCAAGCUGCUUGCCAUCUUUCAAAUGCACGAUCCGGACUGCAUCAUCGGACACAAACUGGAUGAUGUCGACUUUGGUGUACUGCUCGCACGCAUGAGAGAGCGAAAGACUCCUGGCUGGCAUCGAAUCGGGCGACUAAAACGUGGCGACUGGCCCAAGAAUGUCGGUAAGGGAGGCGGUAGCUACUUCGCGGAGCGACACCUCGCUGCCGGAAGACUUCUCGGAGACCUCGCCAAUGACAUGGGCAAAAGUAUCAUGACUGGCUGUCAGUCUUGGAGUCUUGACGAAAUGGUCUCGUUACAUCUCAGCGGACACUCGCGCAAGGAGAUGGACGCCGAGAAAGCUCUCGCAAUGGCACAGUCGGGCAUCGGACUGAUGAAUUACGUCAAGAUGUGCGAAGUAGACACUUUCUACACUGCUGCUCUGGCCAUCAAACGACAGCUUCUGCCGCUUACGAAGGUGCUUACUAACUUGGCUGGUAACUCAUGGGCCAGGACACUCAGCGGAACCCGUUCGGAGCGGAACGAGUACAUUUUACUGCACGAGUUUUAUCGCAACAAAUACAUUUGCCCCGACAAAAUCUUCGGCAAAGGGCCUUCGAACAAGAAGAUCGAAGAGGGAGAAGAAGGAGAGGAUGGCGCCGACACCAAGAAGAAGGACAAGUACAAAGGUGGUCUGGUCUUUGAGCCUGAAAAGGGGCUCUACGACAAAUUUAUUCUGGUUAUGGACUUCAACUCCCUUUACCCAAGUAUCAUCCAGGAGUAUAACAUCUGCUUCACGACAGUCGACCGGAGCGACAUCUCUGAGCAGGACGAGAAGGUUCCUGAGGUCCCCGAAGACACCUCUAACAAGGGCAUCUUACCGAGACUGAUUCGAACCCUUGUGAGCAGACGACGAGAGGUGAAAAAGCUUAUGAAGGACAAGUCUGCUACAGAGGACCAGCUUGCAACAUGGGACGUGAAGCAAAUGGCAUUGAAGCUGACAGCCAACUCCAUGUACGGUUGUUUGGGAUACACCAAGUCCCGAUUCUAUGCUCGGCCACUUGCUGCUCUUACAACUUCCAAAGGACGUGAGAUCUUGCAAUCGACCAAGGAUCUGGCAGAGUCACAGCAUGCUCUCCGCGUCAUCUACGGAGAUACUGAUUCUGUCAUGAUCAACACCAAUGUUGACAACAUUCUCGAUGCGCUGAAGAUGGGAAAGGACUUCCAAAAGAGUGUCAACGAGCAAUACGAGCUGCUGGAGAUUGAGAUUGAUCAUAUCUUUCGACGACUCCUGCUCCACGCGAAAAAGAAGUAUGCGGCUAUUCAAAUGGUCGAUACCGGCGACAACACCUGGAAAGAGAAGCUUGAUGUUAAAGGUCUCGAUAUGAGGCGACGAGAGUACUGCCAGCUCUCCAAGGAUACCUCGACACAACUCCUCAAUUAUCUCCUGUCCGGGGAAGAUCCGGAGAAGGUUGUUUCUCAGAUUCAUGAUCACCUGCGAGAACUCAGUGAGAAAAUGCGCAACAACGAAAUUCCCGCUCACAAGUACACGAUAUACACGCAACUGGGCAAAGAUCCGAAGGAGUAUCCCGGCGGCAAGUCUAUGCCCGCAGUACAAGUGGCUCUCAAGCGUCUAGCCAAGGGAAAACAGGUGAAGGCCAAGGACGUCAUGGCCUUUGUGAUCUGUGGCGACAGCGAAGGAAAUCAAGAGAAAGCCGCGCAGAAUGCCCACGAGUUGGACGAAAUCCUGGCCAAGGAUAGCGGGCUCACGCCAGACGUGCAAUACUACUUGCACAAGCAGAUCCUGCCGCCAGUGGAACGUCUCUGUGCUCCUAUCAGCGGCACCGAUAUUACAAGACUGGCAGAGUGUCUCGGCCUAGACACAUCCAAGUACCGCAUCAGUGGUGCUAGCAGGUCUGCUGAGCAGAGCAACGAGAUCACAACCUUGGAGAGCCAGAUCCCCGAUCACGUUCGAUUCAAGGAUUGCGAGCCUCUCAGUUUGCUGUGUCUCGGCUGCAAGAAUCAUUUCGAGUAUCGCGGACUGAACUACACUGCCCCGGAUAAUGAGCAACCGCUCGUGCCCCUCGGUGUCUUGACCAACGGUGGCCUCGCGUGCCCCCGUGCGGAGUGCAAGAAGCGUAUCUCAACUCUGACGCUGACAGCGCAAUUGGAAAACCAAAUCCGACGACACACUUCUCGCUACUACUCGGCCUGGCUGAAAUGUGAUGACCAAGCCUGCGGAAACCGAACACGACAGAUCUCAGUCUACGGACAUCGGUGUCUCGGCCCCAAUGGCCUUGCCUACGGCUGCACAGGACGCAUGUCCUUCGAGUAUAGCGAGAAGGCACUGUACAACCAGCUUCUCUACUUGCAAGGCUUGUUCGAUGUGGACAAGUCCUUGGAGAAGAUGGGUGCUGCAGGACUUGUCAAAGUCGAGGGCGAAUCGAAAGAGAAAGCGAAAAUUCUCGCUGGGAUGAAUCGGGAUCGGUUCGCGGUUUGUUGGGAUGUGGUGAAAGCGUACUUGGAUAAGAGUGGAUGGGGUUGGGUUAGUAUGGAUUCGCUCUUCGGCUUUGCGAUGAAGUGAGCGGAAAUUGCACUACUCGUAACUGAACGACUGGAUGUGGAUAUUGAGGGCGGCUACUGUUGAAUACUGCGUGAUGAACGGCGCUCAGAGAUAUAUUACGGCUUUAUGGAAACUGCUUCUUCACUGUCAGUUC
Cercospora beticola is the source of this 4605-nucleotide messenger RNA. RefSeq names its product DNA-directed DNA polymerase alpha catalytic subunit POL1 (gene POL1). Lineage: Eukaryota; Fungi; Ascomycota; Dothideomycetes; Mycosphaerellales; Mycosphaerellaceae. The record is from RefSeq and is a predicted model, not a curated record. Gene Ontology annotation, biological process: mitotic DNA replication initiation; lagging strand elongation; leading strand elongation. Gene Ontology annotation, molecular function: single-stranded DNA binding; DNA-directed DNA polymerase activity; DNA replication origin binding. Gene Ontology annotation, cellular component: alpha DNA polymerase:primase complex.